CUUGCUUUUUAUUUUUUUGACUACCUUCCUAGUCGCUGGCUUUUUUCCCUUUUUUUUCCUCUUUUUUUUCUACACUUCUCUAUUUCCCUUUUUUUUCUUUUAGAGAAAUCCAGAAACGCCAAUGACCUUCCUCACGAACUUGCAGCGUAUCGCUCCUAUUGCCACUGUUGCCAAACGUGCUGCUGCUGUUUCGGCCAAGCCUGCCGUCGCUUCUAUCGCUCAGAAGCGUUUCAACUCCAACGGUCCCGUUGAAGUAAGAUUUCUUCACCAACACUCCUUUUACACAACUUGCUGAAGCGCAGCAAAGUUGUUAUUAUUCUCAAUUACUGACCAUACUUAUUUCUUGGCUUUUCACCCUCCUUUUUCUGGGAUGUGAUUGUUUAUCUUUUGCUUUCUUUGUGACGUAUUAUAGAUGACCGUUCGUGAUGCUUUGAACCAGGCUAUUGAGGAAGAAAUGUUGAGAGAUGAGAAGGUGUACAUCCUCGGUGAAGAAGUCGCUCAAUACAAUGGUGCUUACAAGGUCACCAAGGGUUUGUUGGACAAGUUCGGCCCCAAGCGUGUCAUUGACACGCCUAUCACUGAAAUGGGUAUUGCAGGUAUCGCUGUUGGUUCGGCCUUCAGCGGUCUCAAGCCCAUCUGUGAGUUCAUGACUUUCAACUUUGCCAUGCAGGCUAUCGAUCAAAUCGUCAACUCUGCUGCCAAGACCCACUACAUGUCUGGCGGUUUAGUCAAGUGCCCUAUCGUUUUCCGUGGUCCCAACGGUGCUGCCGCCGGUGUCGCCGCUCAGCACUCUCAGUGUUUCGCUGCUUGGUACGGUUCCGUUCCCGGUUUGAAGGUCGUUUCUCCCUGGAACUCGGAAGAUGCCAAGGGUCUCUUGAAGGCCGCUAUCCGUGAUCCUAACCCCGUGGUUGUUUUGGAAAACGAAUUGGAAUACGGUAGCUCGUACCCCAUGUCUCAGGAAGCUUUGUCUUCUGAUUUCGUUUUGGACAUUGGCAAGGCCAAGGUUGAACGUGAGGGUAAGGAUAUCACCAUUGUCGCUCACUCCCGCGCCGUCGGUUUCGCCAUGAAGGCUGCUGAAGAGUUGGCCAAGUCCGGUGUUGCCGCUGAAGUUAUCAACUUGAGAUCUAUCAAGCCCCUCGAUACCGAAACCAUCUUCAAGUCUAUUAAGAAGACCAACCGUAUCAUCACUGUUGAAGGUGGCUGGGCCUCUUUCGGUGUUGGCUCCGAAAUUGCUGCCCAAGUCAUGGAAUCUGAUGCAUUCGAUUACUUGGACGCUCCCUUGUACCGUGUCACCGGUGCUGAUGUUCCUACUCCCUAUGCCGCCAACCUCGAAGCUCUCGCAUUCCCCGACGACAAGGUCAUCACCAAGGUUGUUAGAGAUGUUUUGGACAAGAAGAUCGGCGCCUAAAAGAGUCUCAUCAUUACAACAAGUUAUUUCCAUAAAUUUUAACAACCCAAUCCAUAAUUUCAAGGAAAAAGAAAAUUUUCAAGCAUAGAUUGGAACUUUUCUUUUUUUAAAACAGGAAAGCAUCAAUGUAAAUAAAAAAAGAAAAAGCUGGAGAAACCCAAUCCGCCAGACAAAAAAA
Radiomyces spectabilis is the source of this 1586-nucleotide messenger RNA. Its product is annotated as thiamine diphosphate-binding protein. The transcript has 4 exons. The record is from RefSeq and is a predicted model, not a curated record. Gene Ontology annotation, biological process: pyruvate decarboxylation to acetyl-CoA. Gene Ontology annotation, molecular function: pyruvate dehydrogenase (acetyl-transferring) activity. NCBI's taxonomy places the organism in Eukaryota, Fungi, Mucoromycota, Mucoromycetes, Mucorales, Radiomycetaceae. Bases 413 to 1408 code for a protein of 331 amino acids.